AAAAAAAGCAAUCUUUUUUUCAAAUGGGUAACGGAAUCGGGAAGCUGACUAUAUGUUUCACCGGAGAAACUCGCCGGAACAAAAAGUCCGCGUUAUCAAUUCUCGAACCAGAUCCUUUAGACGAAGGUUUAGGUCAUUCUUUCUGUUACGUUAGACCCGACCCGACUCGAGUUUCAUCUUCAAAAGUUCACUCAGAAGAAGAAACGACGACGUUCCGUACAAUCUCCGGCGCUUCUGUUAGUGCUAACGCCGCCACACCACUCUCUACUUCUUUAUAUGAUCCUUACGGACAUAUCGAUAGAGCCGCCGCGUUCGAAAGCACGACGUCGUUUUCGUCGAUUCCUUUGCAACCGAUUCCGAGAAGUUCCGGUCCGAUUGUACCCGGUUCGGGUCCUUUAGAAAGAGGGUUUCUUUCCGGUCCGAUUGAAAGAGGUUUCAUGUCCGGUCCACUUGAUGGGUCUUCCGGUCCGAUUGAUGGUAAAACCGGUUCUGAUCAAUUUCAGCGAAGUUUCUCUCAUGGUUUAGCUAAUCUCCGGGUCGGGUCGAGAAAAGGAUCUUUAGUUCGGGUUCUCCGUCGUGCAAUUUCGAAGACGAUUACUAGAGGACAAAACUCUAUUGUUGCUCCGAUCAAAUCGGUUAAGGAACCCGAUUGGGUAUUUGGGUCGGAUAAAACCCGGAUCCACCAGAUCGAGAAUAACCUCACUGUUAAUAGCUUGAAUUUUAGUAGUGAAGGAAGUUUAUUAGACGACGACGUUUCGUUAGAAAGCCAGAAUCUUCAAUGGGCACAAGGUAAAGCCGGUGAGGAUCGUGUACAUGUAGUUGUAUCGGAAGAACAUGGAUGGCUAUUCGUUGGAAUCUACGAUGGAUUCAACGGUCCAGAUGCUCCGGAUUAUUUACUCUCUCAUUUAUAUCCAGCCGUUCAUCGUGAGCUUAAAGGAUUAUUAUGGGACGAUCCUAAAACAGAUGCAAAAUCUUCCGAUGAAGCUGAUGUAGAGAAUCGAAACUCGAGUUCUGAGAAAAAGUCAAAGAAUUGGGAAGAAAGUCAACGACGGUGGAGAUGUGAAUGGGAUCGAGAUCUUGACCGUUUACUGAAGGAUCGGAGUAAUGGGUCGGAUCUAGAUCCGGAUCCGAAUUCGUCUGAUGUAUUGAAAGCUUUGUCACAAGCCUUGAGGAAGACGGAAGAAGCUUAUUUGGAGAAUGCAGAUAUGAUGCUCGACGAAAAUCCUGAACUAGCUUUAAUGGGUUCUUGUGUUCUUGUUAUGUUGAUGAAAGGUGAAGAUGUUUAUUUGAUGAAUGUUGGUGAUAGUAGAGCUGUUCUUGGGCAAAAAGCUGAGAGUGAGUAUUGGAUUGGGAAGAUAAGACAAGAUUUGGAACGUAUCAAUGAAGAAACUAUGAAUGAUUUUGAUGGUUGUUGUGAUGGUGAAGGAGCUAGUUUGGUUCCGAAUUUAUCGGCUUUUCAGCUUACUGUUGAUCAUAGUACUAAUGUAGAAGAGGAAGUUGAUAGAAUUCGAAAGGAGCAUCCGGAUGAUGUGAGUGCGGUUUCGAAUGAACGGGUUAAAGGUUCGUUGAAGGUCACUAGAGCUUUCGGCGCGGGUUUCCUCAAGCAGCCUAAAUGGAAUAACGCGCUUCUUGAGAUGUUUCAAAUCGAUUACAAAGGGACGUCACCUUACAUCAACUGCUUGCCAUCACUUUACCAUCAUAGAUUAGGAUCUAAAGACCAGUUUCUGAUACUCUCCUCGGAUGGUCUUUACCAAUAUUUCACAAAUGAAGAAGCGGUUUCAGAGGUCGAACUCUUUAUCACAUUGCAGCCUGAAGGUGACCCGGCUCAGCACUUGGUUCAAGAGCUUCUUUUCCGUGCUGCCAAGAAAGCCGGUAUGGAUUUCCAUGAACUACUUGAGAUACCGCAAGGGGAACGGAGACGGUACCACGAUGAUGUUUCCAUUGUAGUAAUCUCUUUAGAAGGAAGAAUGUGGAAAUCUUGUGUAUAAACAAAAAUCAUAUAUAUGAACAUAGAGAAAACUUGAAGUGUUUCUGAGAUGAGUUCGAGUUUAAGUCUCGAACAAAAAGAAAAAGCUCGAUCUCACAUCGAAUCUAAAACCUCAGUAACUCGGGAAGACGAUGAUGUAAUAUAUGUUAAUAAAACAGUAAGAAAAAGUUUUGCCUCUG
Arabidopsis arenosa is the source of this 2166-nucleotide messenger RNA. The record is from the annotation of a GenBank genome assembly. NCBI's taxonomy places the organism in Eukaryota, Viridiplantae, Streptophyta, Magnoliopsida, Brassicales, Brassicaceae.